This is a messenger RNA of Crotalus tigris (Tiger rattlesnake), 2472 nucleotides long. RefSeq names its product vomeronasal type-2 receptor 26-like. The transcript is spliced from 6 exons. Lineage: Eukaryota; Metazoa; Chordata; Lepidosauria; Squamata; Viperidae. Gene Ontology annotation, cellular component: membrane. The coding region runs from base 1 to 2472 and encodes 823 amino acids. The record is from RefSeq and is a predicted model, not a curated record. Gene Ontology annotation, molecular function: G protein-coupled receptor activity. Gene Ontology annotation, biological process: G protein-coupled receptor signaling pathway.
AUGUACUUUCUGAUUUUCUCAAUGUACAAAGUAGCUACUUUGAGGUGCCCUGCAAGUAAUGCUUUCCUUGUUCCACAUGAGUGGUACCAGCCUGGAGACUUCAUCAUUGGUGGAAUAGCGUCCCACAUUCUUUACCACUUUUUUGAAAUGAAAUUUAAUGAACAUCCUGCCAGAAGACCUAAUGAUGUACCAAUUAUAAUCACCAAAUUUCAUCAGCACGUCCUUGCCUUGGCCUUUGCUGUGAAGGAGAUCAAUGAGGACUGCCAGAUCUUACCUAAUGUCACUCUUGGGUUCCACAUCUAUGACAGUUACUACAACCCAAGGAUGACCUAUCGCACUACUCUGGACCUCUUUUUUAAAUCCCAGGAAUUUGUCCUUAACUACAAAUGUGAUCGCCAGAAAAAACUCAUGGCUAUUAUUGGAGGAUUGGAUUUUGAUACAUCAUCUUAUAUUUCUGAAAUAAUGGGUUUCUUCAAGUUUUCACAACUGACAUAUGGCUCAUUGGCCCAAGAUGCAUUUCAGACCAGUAAGCUCUCUUCACUUUAUUUCAUGGUCCCAAAAGAGGACCAUCAAUACAUUGGAAUUAUCCAACUACUUCACCAUUUCGGGUGGACGUGGAUUGGGAUUUAUGCUGUUGAUAACAAUAAUGGAGAAAAUUUCUUACAGAAAAUACAGCCCUUACUUUCAGAGAACGGAAUCUGCUCAUCAUUCAUAGAAAGGCUUGCACAACUGAUCCACUUAGAAGACCUCCAAGAACUUUAUCAUACAGUCUCAAUUAUCUCCAUUAAUUUUAUGAACAGCAAAACCAAUGCAUUUCUUGUCCAUGGAGAAUCCUGGGCAAUUUUGUGGUUAAGAUUUGUCACAUUUUUGGCAGAUCCUGAGAGCAAGGAAACUGCAUUAUUUAGAAAGGUGUGGAUCAUGACUGCACAGAUUGAUUUCAUAUUAUCAGGAUUUCAAAUCACAUGGGAUCUCAAAAUGUUCCAUGGGGCUAUUUCCUUCACUGUUCAUUCAAGAGCAGUUGUAGGUUUCAAGAAAUUUCUUCAGACUGCAAAUCCUCUUUCAAACAACAAAGAUGGGUUUCUGCAGGAAGUUUGGGAACAAUCAUUUGAUUGUUCAUUUCCAAAAUCAGAGUUACAAAAAAUGCAGAGUAGGAAAUGCACUGGGGAGAUGAAGCUGGAGGACCUUCCUGCACUUGUAUUUGAAAUGGAAAUGACUGGCCAAAGCUAUAGUAUCUACAAUGCUGUUUAUGCUGUGGCUCAUGCUUUGCAAGGUCUACUCAUUCUGGAGUUCAAUAGAAAGAAAACUAAGAUGGAUAAAAAACCCGAUUUUCAAUAUCUGCAGGCUUGGCAGAGAGUUAGAGUUGGAAAGCUGGAUCUACAGGCCCCAAAAGGGAAGGAAUUACUCAUUGAUGAAGAUGUGAUCGUCUGGAAUCUAGCUUUUAACCAGGUUCUUCCACUUUCUCGAUGCAAUGACCCUUGUUUCCCUGGAUCCUGGAAGAAAGGGAUUGAGGGGGAACAAUUCUGCUGCUAUGCCUGUGUUCCAUGUCCAGAAGGGAAGAUUUCAAAUCAAAAUGAUAUGGAUGACUGUUUUGAAUGUUCAGAAGAUCAGUAUCCAAAUAAAGAAAAGAAUGGAUGUAUCCUGAAAGCGAUGGUAUUUCUAACUUUUGAAGAAACCCUAGGAAUUGGUUUAGCCUCAGCAGCUCUUUGUUUCUUUUUCUUGACAACUUGGAUACUUGGAACUUUUAUUAAGAACAGGGAUACUCCGAUUGUCAAAGCCAACAACAGGUUCCUCACCUACACCCUGCUUGUCUCUCUUCUGCUCUGUUUUCUCUCCUCUUUGUUCUUUCUCAGCCAUCCUGGCAAAGUGAUCUGCCUUCUCCGACAAUCAAUGUUUGGCAUCACUUUCUCAGUGGCCAUUUCUAGUGUCUUGGCUAAAACCAUCACUGUAGUUGUGGCUUUCAUGGCCACUAAACCAGGAUCUCAGAUGAGGAAAUGGGUGGGGAAAAGAGUGGCUUUUUACACUGUCCUUUCCUGUUCUCUCUUUCAAGUAUUGAUUUGCAUUAUUUGGUUGUCAACAUCUCCACCAUUCCCUGAGUUGGACAUGUAUUCAGAACUCCAAGAAAUAAUUUUGCAAUGCAAUGAGGGGUCAGAUUUCUUCUUUUAUUGUGUCUUAGGCUACAUGGGUAUCUUGGCCAUUGCCAGCUUUUUUGUGGCUUUUCUUGCCCGUAAACUACCUGACAGCUUCAACGAAGCCAAGUUCAUCACCUUCAGCAUGUUGGCCUUUUGCUGUGUAUGGAUCUCCUUCUUUCCAGCCUAUCUGAGCACAAAAGGCAAAGCCAUGGUAGCUGUGGAGAUCUUCUCCAUCUUGUCCUCCAGCGCUGCAUUACUGGGAUGCAUAUUUUUGCCAAAAUGCUACAUAAUUGUUUUUAGGCCUGACCUCAAUCACAGGGAGCAACUCACAAAGAGAAAUUAG